Nylanderia fulva is the source of this 1963-nucleotide messenger RNA. Its product is annotated as protein argonaute-2-like. Lineage: Eukaryota; Metazoa; Arthropoda; Insecta; Hymenoptera; Formicidae. Gene Ontology annotation, molecular function: RNA binding; protein binding. The record is from RefSeq and is a predicted model, not a curated record.
GACGAACCUAGCCGAACCUGAUAUUUCGCGCAUGCGAAAAUUGUUUAUAAUUUUAUUAGAAAAGUUUGAAAAUUAGGAGAGAAUUUCGUUCGUUAUGUACGUUGUGAGCAUUCGAGCUCUUGUACGAGACGCUUAGAAGCUGUCAGAAACAAAAGUAAAAUUUCCCAAUUACUAGGCAGUUGCGAAUUCAUAAAUUGGUGUCACCGGCAAUCAAUUUGAGGGAGACAAUUUUUCAGAAAUAUUAACGAGAAUAUAAAUUAAUACAAAAUGGAAAGAAAAGAUCAAGAUCAGGAUGAAAAAGCAGUUGAAUUCCAGUUUCAAAAGGUAAGACGCAAACAAAGAUCCAGGAGGCAACAACAUGUACUCCCAAUACAACAGCAACAAACACCAUGGAAUCAACCACAAUACUCACACAGUUCACUUGAACAACAACCAGUAACACGAGACUUUUCACAACAACAUGUACCCCCAAGACAACAACAACAGACAGAAUGGAAUCAAGGACAAUUUUCAGAAUAUUCACAAAAUUUACUUGAACAACCAGUAUCAGGAGAUACUGGAUCUCAACUGCAAAGGAUUUUUCCUCAACAACAACAAAGAACGAGGGACCGACAACAAGGAAAUAGGAAUCAACAACAAAGGCAGUACUCACAACAGCAAGAAAUACAGUAUCAAUCAGGACAACCUCAGCAAGUACAACAAUACUCGCAACAAAGAACACGCACUUCACAAUAUCAGGAACAACAAGUUCCAGGACCCUCCAGACAACAACAGACAGAAUGGAAUCAAGGACAAUUUUCAGAAUACUCACAAAAUUUACUUGAACAACAACAACAAAAAAUGAGGGACCAACGACAAGGAAAUAGGAAUCAACAACAAAGACAGUACUCACAACAUCAGGCAAUGUCACAUAACUUAUCACAACAACAGCAAGAAAUACGGUAUCAAUCAGGACAACCUCAGCGAGUACAACAAUACUCACAACAAAGAAUACGCACUUCACAAUAUCAGGAACAACAAGUUCCAGGACCCUCCAGACAACAACAGACAGAAUGGAAUCAAGGACAAUUUUCAGAAUACUCACAAAAUUUACUUGAACAACAACAACAAAAAAUGAGGGACCAACGACAAGGAAAUAGGAAUCAACAACAAAGACAGUACUCACAACAUCAGGCAAUGUCACAUAACUUAUCACAACAACAGCAAGAAAUACGGUAUCAAUCAGGACAACCUCAGCGAGUACAAAAAUACUCACAACAAAGAAUACGCACUUCACAAUAUCAGGAACAAGUUUCAGCAAAGACAGAUGGGACAAUACCUAUUUUGACAAAUAUGUUUGAAAUUAUAAUUGGUGAAAACUUUGCAACCAGCAUUGUUCAUUAUGAUGUAAUAAUUGAGCCUAAAUCCUCUAAAGCUAUACAUACAAAAGUUUUUGAAGAAUGUAGAGAUAAACACUUUGAAAAGAAUUAUCCAGCAUUUGAUGGAAUAAAAAAUGCAUAUAGUGCAACGGAGCUUCCUAAUGUUCAUGAAACUGAGAUUGAGAUCCAAGAUAAAGUAUGUGAUAAUCAAUGUGGCGAUGAAAGAUGCAAGACAGAAUGUACUACAUCUACAAGAAAUAAAACCUUUAGAAUUACUUUACAGAAAGUAGGAGAAAUCGAUUUUAGCUGGUUAAAAAACUUAUCAGUUAAAGUUGAUGACAUUCAAAGUAGUAUACAAGCUCUAGAUAUCAUCAUACGUUAUAGACCUAAGUCAAAAUUUAUUAAUGUUGGAAAAUUAUUGUUCCGGGAUCUAGAUAAUGGAACAUUACUAGAUAGAAAAAAGCCACAUUAUUUAACAUUAUCAUGGGGUCUUUUUUAUCCGCUAUACUUGGAUAUAGAAUGUAUUUAAAUGUAGAUGUUGUUCCUACAGGAUUUGUUAAAGCUGAGAAGGUUAAUUGUUUAAUAAAUCAAUUAGAAGAAUACGA